This is a messenger RNA of Staurois parvus, 413 nucleotides long. Lineage: Eukaryota; Metazoa; Chordata; Amphibia; Anura; Ranidae. The record is from the annotation of a GenBank genome assembly.
AUGAAGCUUUUUCUGAGUUUCUUAGCACUUAAUAUAUUGUUUCUGUUCACAUACUCUGCUCCCCUAAUGUGCUACUCAAGAGUGGUCGCUCUGGGCAAAGAGAUCACAGAAUCUUACAAAACUCUGCAGAAGAGUUUACCUGCUGGACCAUGCAUGGAUUCUCUUCCAACUCUGUACUUGGACAUACAUAAUUCAUGCGUAAUGACAAAACUACGCAACUUUGUCACAGCUCCAAAAUGUGGAAGAGUACCAGGGGUAAAUUUUUAAUGAGGAAAGCAAGAAAUCUGUACAAUAUCAUGAAUAAAGCUUGUAAAAAAGACUUGGUCUUCUAUACUGAUGAUUGUGAAGCUCUUGAGCAUAUGCCAACUCCAGCACCCACUGCAGUCGUUUCAAGAUACAGUGUUCGACACUGA